Molecule: messenger RNA, 1164 nt
Organism: Lindgomyces ingoldianus
Lineage: Eukaryota; Fungi; Ascomycota; Dothideomycetes; Pleosporales; Lindgomycetaceae
Exons: 10
Coding region: 1-1164 (387 amino acids)
Source: RefSeq, a predicted model, not a curated record
AUGCUCAAACAACAACGUGAACACAAAUACCCAAAGGGCUGGCUUGAGCAUCAACAACCCAGACCAUUUCGCCUCAGACUCCCAGCCCUUGACGCAGCCUGGGGCGGCUCCGUCCCUGAUAUAAGUUUGUUUUUUACGUCCAGGUGGAUCGAGACAAAUCGAAAAGAGCAGGGCUGGGGCCUGACACUUUCAAGUUUCAUGAGACUUCGACUGUUCUACGAUCGAUCGACUAGCCACGUGGUACCUGCUUCAGCCUCCUUGGGCUGGCUGAAUGACGGAGGAGUUGAUGUUGGGAUUACAGGAUCUAAGGGAGGUCACGUCCGGGAAGGGGUAAGCGAGGGGCGAAAAGUUUGUGUCCAGCAAGAUUGGUAUUGGCCAGGUCUCAAAUGGACUCUUCACCACUGGCUAAGGCGCAACAAGCUCUUGGAAGCGAUGUGGCUUUGGGAGCCGAGUAACCGCAAGGGGAAGCUGUCAAUACUGAGGAUUAGAAGGAGAUAUGGGGUCCUGCAAGCCAUCUUGUUCCUAAAAGGUGGAGAGUGGCUUGACAGGGAGAAAAGGUUCAAGGAUAUCGCCAUCGCCUGGAAGAUGGAAGUCGGCGGCAGCUGGCAGAUGGUGAGAGAUGCAGCGAGUCCCAUGCCGAGCUCGCUUCUCGAAGCUUGGCUUUCCAAGGUUCUUCCAAUUUGGCCCGGGCGCCGGAUACUGAAUCCAGACCCUUUUUUAGCAACCUACCGAACAUCCUCGAAACUAAACAGUAAAUCCCACCCCAUCUUUCUUCCGCAAAACACAACCAUGCUUGAUAAUCGCCUCCAUGAGCCGAUGACUGCAGCAAUUGACACAUUUCUGCAUUCAAAAACCAAACCCUGCCCGGACAUGCACGCCGGGCUUGAGAAUCCGAUGGGACGGCACACUAGCCCGGUUGUUUCCUUGAUGCUGCACGCGAACGUUCAGCCGUCCACAGCUAUGUGGAGUUGUGCGAAUGGUGCUCUGCUAACUUUCGGAACUGUUCGUCGCCUCGCGAAAAGACGGUUAGGGUGGAAUCAAUCCGUUAAAUUGCUUGCUGAAACGAAGUGGAUCCCCCAAAGGGUGCAAAGUCUUCACGAUGCAGGGUGUGGGGCAAUUCUAAAUUUGUCGGAGGGUUCAAUACCUAAGCCCAGCCAAAACUAG